Molecule: messenger RNA, 2841 nt
Organism: Aaosphaeria arxii CBS 175.79
Lineage: Eukaryota; Fungi; Ascomycota; Dothideomycetes; Pleosporales
Exons: 3
Coding region: 123-2720 (865 amino acids)
Biological process (GO): endoplasmic reticulum to Golgi vesicle-mediated transport; mitotic spindle assembly checkpoint signaling
Cellular component (GO): RZZ complex
Source: RefSeq, a predicted model, not a curated record
CGCCAAUACCUGCCACGGAACGGAAUCUUGAUGCAUAGCAAUCCAACCCGACCGAAUUCGUACCAAACACACUCGUUCGCUUUUCUCUUUCCGUGGACCAUGAUAUCUGUAUUCUAGGUGCAAUGCCGUCGCAAGUGUCCGAUCAGGAGCUGGGGGAAGCCUUCCUCCAAUCCAUCGAGCACGGCAGCUUCCCGCAAUCCGAAGAUGUGGCCUCUGCCCCAGUGCCAUCGACUGCACUCCCGAAGCUUUUGGAGGUUGUGAGCAAUGCUAGGGAACAUACAAAAAAUGAGAUCCGCAAAGUGUCUCGCGAGGCAGCAUCCGAUGUCGACGGCUGGAUAUCCCAAGCCCGCAAGCUCCAAGACGAUAUCCAACGCUCCAAGGUUACUGCACACGAAAUAGUCCAGCAGGCUGAAGCUGAGAAGGAGCUCAAAGGGCGAGUAGUAGACGCGGAAAGCAAGCUGAAAUUCCUUCAUUCGGAAAUUGCAUACAAUGAAACCCUUGGGACGGUUGUUGAAAAGAUACAAGGCAUCUCGGGCCUUCUCGAAUCUGUACAAAAUGCUGCGGUACAUGGAAAUAUAAUAUAUGCUCUGGAGCGCCUUGAGGACACCAGCGUAGAGUUCGAGACAUUGGGACAAUUUAGAAGUACCAGGGUGGCUGGAAUAUUGAAGAACCGAGCCGAUCAAUUAAGGGCUGCCAUUGUGGAGACCACGACUGAGUCUUGGAAUGGAUUGAUACUGAUCGAUCCAAAUGAACGCCGCAUCUCUUUGAAAGAGAAGGUGGAGAGGGAAGCAACAAUCCAAAUCGAUACAGUAGUGGAAGCCCUGACGAAACUUAGUUUACUGGAGAAUUUCAUUGCUAAGCUACAUCGCGACUUUGACCACACCAUUGUGUCUCCCCGGUUAGCCAUCAACUCCGACGGGGUUGUGCACGGAUUUGAUGUCAAUGGCGAUGAUAUUCAAAUCAUCGGACACGUCAAAGAUAUGACUGUGAAGGCGACAUUGGAGGACAUACAAGCGAUAGCUGAGUAUAUAAGCACACGGCUCCCACCACCUGUUGCAAUACCUUUGUCAGUAAAGUUGACUCCCACUAUCGCUACCCGGUUGAUCAAAUACUGGCUUCUGCCUGCGGUCCCGCUUUCGACCAAUGGAGUGCAAGACUUCCAGGAGACACUUUCUCUUGUGCUGGGACUUGCCGAAUACUUCGAUGAGUUGGAAUGGACGGGACAACAGCAAUUGCGAGACUGGGUGGACCAAUCAGCUGAAAUAUGGCUUAAGCGCACCAAAGAAAUCGCUAUCGCUCGAGUACACAGUCUAUGCCCCCGCAGGGUCCGAGAGAAGAAGACGGUGGAAAGAGUUGAAACACAAACAGUGACGAGGGGUGACGCCCUCCAUGAUGGCCAGGAAGAUCAGGACGAGGAUUGGGGUGCAGACUGGGGCGAGGAAGAAGAUCCAGCGAAUCAUGGUUCUAACGCACAACAAAAAGAUGAGGCUCCAACCACUGUGGUCGAAGAGGAAGACAUGAGCGCUUGGGGCAUGGAUGAUGAAGAGGAACAAAAGGAAGAGCAGAAGGAAGAGCAGAAGGCCAAGACUGAGGAGAAGAAAGACGAGGGAGCUGAAGAAGAUGUCGAUGCCUGGGGUUGGGGCGAAGAUGAAGAAGCAGAACAGCCAGAGAGCCUACCUGCAUCGUCGUCGAAACUGCCGGAAAAGUCCAAAGCCAACGGCGAGAUUCCCACCCAACCAAAGGGCAAUACAGAAAAACAAGUUACCUUGAGCGAAACAUACACUGUUACAGCAAUACCGGACUCGAUCUUCGAAAUUAUAGUACAAGUUAUUUGCGAUGUGGAAAGUCUGAACGGGCCAGAGCUCGUGGGAACAGCAAUUGCCCCUGCCAGUAGCGGAUUAUAUGCCAUACCGAGCCUCUUGUUAGCUAUGUAUCGAGCCACCGCGUCUUCUCACUAUUCCAAGGACGUGGCUGGCAACAUGCUCAUCUACAAUGACUGCACACGAUUGUCGGACAGGCUCCGCACGUUUCUUCUCGAACAAUCCGAAAAGGACCGAACGUCUACAUUGCCUCGCCACCUUCAGCCAUCUGUUUGUCUUCGUCUCGACUCGGACCUCAAACUAAUUGAAGGGUUUGGCAAGCGCGCAUAUGGCCGCGAAAUGGAGUCCCAGCGAACCAUCGUUCGGGAUCUGCUUGAUGGCACGAAUGGUUUUGCCAAUUGCACGGUUGCCCACUUUGCGGAUAGCUGCGAUGCUGCUGUUGCAAUGACAAUUGACCGGAUUGGUGAAGUGAAGCGCACCUGGGCACCGAUUCUUUCACAUUCUGCUCUCUUACAAUCCCUGGGAUCGCUUGUCUCCACUGCGCUAGCAAAAUUCAUUACCGAUGUAGAGGACAUGUCCGACAUCGCCGAGGAGGACUCGAAGAAGAUCCAUUCUUACUGCGUCUCACUUGCCUCGCUAUCAUCGCUCUUCGUAACAGAAAAUGCGGCUGGAGAACCGCAAGAUAUGACCAGCAUCUAUACACCAAACUGGUUCAAAUUCCAGUAUCUGAGCGAGAUAUUAGAUUCUAGCCUUGCAGACAUCAGAUUCUUGUGGACAGAUGGCGAAUUGAAGCUAGAGAUGGACGGAGGGGAGGUGAUAGAUCUGAUCAAGGCAUUGUUUGCAGAGAGUGAGCAUCGAAGGAAGGCCAUCGCAGAAAUCAGGAGGACAAGCUUAAGAUGAUGAUGACGACGAGUAUGUUAGCAACGAAUAUGCCAAUAACGAUCUCGACAUCAAUUCUGUGAUCAUGUAGUUUCAGAGUAGCAUGAUGCGAUGUAUACGACCGGAUGCGGGCUUUCACUGC